AUGGAGGAGUUUUUAGGAGUGAAGUACGUCUUCGUCGAUUCGGAGAACUUUGAGGAAUAUUUAAUAUUCAUUGGUGUCGGAUACAUAGCCAGGAAGGCUGCGCUGACACUUCGCCCCAGCCACAGCUUGACACUCAACGAGAACGGCACCUACACCUUCAGUUUCAACUCGAAACUGGUCAGUUCCUCCGUGACUUUCGCCCCGGGCGUCGAAUUCGACGAAGUCAAACCGGACGGGGUCAAGGGGUGGUUUCGGGCUGCGCUCGGCGGGGGCGAGGAGGGCGGGGUGGGGGUGGUCGUGGUAGUGUCGCGGUGUCGUUGCCGUGGCAACGCGGCGCCCGGACGCCGGAUCCCGACGCCCGCAGUGUCGGCCGCCGCGCCCGCGCCCCGCCGCGGAGGAUUUCAACUUAUGGUCACCGUGUCGCUCACCCUUCUGGCCGGGUCGAUGUGGCGAUGGGGUGGGACGGGGUGGGCUCGCACCUUUUGUUUAGGACCCCACCGUACACCCCCCCCCCCCCCCUUCAUUUACUCGCGCACCGCUCUCAAUGUUGUUUGCGAACGGUUUAGAUGGGGAGAUCGAGAAGAAAAAAAGCAACACGACCGCGGCCGCGGCGAAUCGAUAACGUUGACGCGCCACGGCGUCAGGCCCCGCCCGCAUUUCGCGCGAGAGGUGACGAUUGGCCGGGCCAAUCCGGCACUCGCGAGAAGACGGAGCUCAAUUAACUCCGAUGACUGUACUCGAGCUUCUGAAUCGAGUCGAGAGCUUGCAAUGGGGCAAUUAGCGAGUUCUCAAAGACGAGUCCCGACCCCUGCGGUGCGUUGG
Messenger RNA from Iphiclides podalirius (scarce swallowtail), 822 nucleotides. NCBI's taxonomy places the organism in Eukaryota, Metazoa, Arthropoda, Insecta, Lepidoptera, Papilionidae. The record is from the annotation of a GenBank genome assembly.